GUUCGCUGAAUCGAUGUAUCACUUAGGUAGGUUACACCAGAUGUAGUGGCCUUGGUGAUAAUACCCUUUGUCAUGCCAUCGCCCGUGACGGAGACGUAGUAAUGCAAACAAUCCUAGAGAGCCACAUCAUCCCUGACCGCUGGGCUUCGACUCAAAUCUAGUUAGGCUACGGUUCAACAAGAAAGAAAAAGUGAAAUAUUCUUAUAUUAUUUCAAUGGUUUUUGUUGAGAUGUCUUAACACCAAGAAAUAGUUCAAUAUGAAAAAGAGACGUCUCUCGUUUAUUUUCUUUCCUUGAAACUUAUCUGGUUACUAUAAUAUGCAAAACAUGAUCUUAACUCGACUUGUAGGGUAGUGAUCGCUCACGCUACGGCCUACGAAUGUCACAUGACUUUUAGUGGUCUCAUUUAAAGUAACUUUUGACUUUUCUAAACAUACAACUCUGCUAUUUACAGUCAUUUUGGAUUCUUCUUCAUUUGCUUGUGUUAUCAAAUUUAUAAUGGAGGGGAAGAUGUCUUUGGGAAAAUACUUUUUUUUUCCUUUGGGAAAAUACUUGACAUAAUGUAAUUCAUUGAAUAAUGUAAUUCAUCAAAUGUAUCUUAAAACCAGGGGCGGACGUACAGCCAAACGUACGGGGUCACGUGCCCCCGUCUCAUUUUAUAAUUUCUUUCAGUAAUUCCUAUGGUGUUUAUAAAAUGCCCCCAACUGAAAAAUUGAUAUAAUGUAUGUGCCCCCACCUAAAUACACUCCUGCAUCCGCCCCUGCUUAAAACUAGUUUGGUGGUUCCUCUGAACUGUUACUGUAUUUUUCGCUGAACAAUAUAAUGCAUGAAACAAUCUCAACUUCAUGUUUUAAAGUUGAAGAAUAAUUUAUUCACAAUCCACUGUUGCAUAAGUUGCGAAAUUGCUGGACCUCCCUGAUAUUAUUGGCCAUGUGCGUUCGCAUCUAUUAUGGAAUGGAUCAGAUCAUGGGAUCCGAAUAUAGUGAUUUACGGAUUAAAUCCCGAUUAUUUUUUUGUAUACUAAAGCAAGAACCACAUCAUCAAUUCCAUGACCCUUAUAGGCUUUUCAACAUCAUUUAUUGAAUAAUUUCGCUGUAUUAAGUCUACCAAAAACUUCUGGGAAGACAUUUUGAACAACAACAAAAACUUUUCUAGCAACCAGUUUUUUUUUUUUUUAAAUAUCAUUAUCAUAUUUGUUAUGAGUGUUUUCUGCAAAGACCUUGACUUGUCUUACCAUAACAUUCAAAGUAAACGAUAGCGAUCACUCAUUUACGUAUGUCUCAUGACUUUCAAGUCAUUUCAUAAACAGAGACUUUGACCUUUUCUACCCUUUCUUGUUGAAUUCUUAUAACCGUAGAGGUGUUUGCAUUGAACCAACAUUGAAGUUCAUUUUCAUUUGCUUUUUUAAAAAAAAAAAAUCUUAUUUGCAAUGGAAGGAAAACUUUUCUUAAAACAAUACUUGAUAUGGGUGAUGAUACUAUUGUUGGGGCAGCUGCAUGGAUACAAAAGCUGUAUUUUGAAAGAAAGGAACGCUUUGUUGGACCUCAAAAUAUUCUUGAUCUCAACUACUGAAGAAGGGCAAUCCGAACCUGUUCUCCCUUCUUGGACCAAUGACACCACGAGCGACUGCUGUCAAUGGGAGCGUGUUAAGUGCAAUUCUACAAGCGGACGGGUACUCAAGCUUUCCACUCGUGGACUGAACCUCAAAGAGAGUUCUCUCCUAAAUCUUUCUUUGCUGCAUCCCUUUGAAGAAGUCCAAAUUCUAGACUUAUCAGAGUCCAAAUUUGGCGGUUUCUUUGAUGGUGUGGAAGGUUAUAAAAGCCUCAGUAGAUUAAGAAACCUGGAGAUUCUGGAUCUCUCGUCAAAUAAAUUCAACAGCAGCGUCUUUCAUUUUCUUAAUGCUGCUACAUCUCUUACAACUCUACUUCUUCAGGGAAACAACAUGAAUAGUCCUUUUCCUGCUAAAGAACUUAUAAAUUUGAAAAAAUUGGAAAUAAGACCUGUGUCUACCUUUGUGUGGUUUUGUAUUGUCACAGAGCUUUCUGCCAUGGUGAAGCUGAAAUUUUUGGAUUUAAGUGGUAAUGGAUUUUCUGGCUCAAUGGAAUUGCAAGGCAAGUCAGUUCAUAUCUUUAACUUUUCCAUUAAAAGUUGGAUUUGCAAACUGAAGAAUCUACAAGAGCUCGAUAUCAGUCAAAACAAUCUUGUAGGUGAAUUUCCCUUAUGUUUAACUGGCUUGACUGGACUUCGAGUUCUUGAUCUCUCCUCGAACCAAAUGAGUGGGAAGCUACCAUCUUCUCUCGCUAACCUUGAAUCCCUUGAGUACUUCUCAUUGUUCGAUAACAAUUUUGAAGGCUUCUUCUCUCUUGAUUCCCUUGCCAAUCUCUCAAUGCUUAAGGUGUUUGGAGUUAAUUCAAGAUCCAACUCAUUCCAAGUGGUUUCAGAAGGUUCUUGGAAGCCGAAAUUUCAGUUAAAUGCUAUUGCAUUACGAUCUUGCAACUUGGUGAAGGUUCCUCAUUUUCUCUUACACCAAAAGGAUUUGCGCCAGGUUGAUCUCUCCGACAACAACAUAUCUGGACAGUUUCCAUCCUGGCUGUUGGCAAACAAUACAAAACUCGACGUGUUGCUUCUGCGGAAUAACUAUUUGACAAGCUUUCAGCUGCCAAGAUCAGCACAUAAUCUGCUGUUCCUGGAUCUGUCGGUUAAUAAAUUCAACCAUCUAUUACCUGAGAAUAUUGGGUGGAUACUUCCUCAUCUACUGUCUCUAAAUAUCUCAGAUAACGGUUUUCAAGGAAGCAUGCCAUCUUCUCUAGGUAACAUGAAGAGUAUUAAUAAUCUUGAUAUAUCUCACAACAGUUUUGGCGGGAAGCUACCAAGAAGUUUCGUAGAGGGUUGUUAUUCCUUGUCAAUCUUGAAGCUUUCACAUAACAAACUAAGUGGAGAGGUGUUCCCAGAAUCAACAAACCUCACUCGUGUAUCUCAGCUGUCCAUGGAUAACAAUCACUUCAAUGGAACAAUAGGUCAAGGUUUGAGGAGAUUGAGUUCUUUGUAUAUGCUAGAUGUUUCGUACAACAACCUCACAGGUGGUAUCCCAAGCUGGAUUGGAGAAAACCAGUUCCUAGGCGCAUUACAGCUCUCAAACAAUGUGUUGGAAGGUGAAAUACCUCCUUCCUUGUUCAACAUUUUCAGCCUUCGGCUGUUGGAUCUCUCUGGAAACAGAUUAUCUGGAGGCUUACCUCAAGAAGUAAGUUUCAGGACUCCGGUGGUGUUAUACCUGCAAGACAACAACUUAUCAGGGCAUAUACCAGACACAUUGCUAGCGAAUGUGGUAGUACUUGAUCUCAGAAACAACAGAUUGUCAGGGAAUAUUCCAGAGUUCAUCAACACCCAAACUACAAACAUCCUUCUUCUCCGGGGUAAUAAUUUAACAGGCCGUAUUCCUCGCCAGCUGUGUGGCCUAAGCAACAUCCACCUACUUGAUCUAGCUAACAACAGAUUAAAUGGGUCUAUACCUUCAUGUCUUAGCAACACAUCACUUGGUCUAGGGAAAGAGGAUGCACCAUACGGCUAUAGUUUCGGCGUUGCUGUCGUUGCUCCUGGUGACUCCACUUCCACAGAUUCUUUUAGCUAUUUGAGUUUGAAAAUGUCAGUGUAUAUUUCAGAUCCUUUUAGAAUGCCCUACCUGUCAGACACUCAAUAUGAUAUUGAAUUUGCAACAAAACAUCGGUAUGAUGCCUACAGAGGAGGAAUUCUAAACUACUUGUAUGGACUUGAUCUCUCGGAAAAUGAGCUCACCGGUGAGAUCCCAUCAGAGCUUGGAGAUCUUCUGAGACUACGAGCUCUCAACCUUUCUCACAACUACUUAUCAGGAGUGGUACCAGCGACUUUCUCAGGUAUAAGGAAUUUGGAAAGCCUUGAUCUUUCUUUCAACAGAUUACAUGGUCGGAUCCCACCACAGCUAACAGAGCUAAACAGUUUAGCGGUUUUCAACGUCUCAUACAACAACUUAUCGGGAGCCAUUCCACAGGGAAAACAGUUUAACACGUUUGAAACACUAAGCUACUUAGGCAAUCUUCUUCUCUGUGGACAACCAACCAACACAAUCUGCAACAAUGUUACCUCUCCAGAAUCAGAUAAUGAACUAGUGAAGGACGAUGAUGGUCAAGUCGACAUGGUAUCUUUCUACUGGAGUUCUGCUGCAACCUAUGUGACAAUACUUAUUGGAUUAUUCGCAUCACUCUCUUUUGAUUCCCUUUGGAGCAGAUUUUGGUUCUACAUCGUUGAAGUAUUCAUCAACAAGGUGAGGAAUCUAUUGUGGUAAAAUUAGUGUUGCCGCCAAAGCCAUGAAAACAUUUUAUGUUUUUAAAAUUAGUGUAGGCGCCAAAGCCAAAGUUACAUUUAUGUUUUUAAAUUUUUUAGUAAACUUAUUAUAAGUAA
This is a messenger RNA of Brassica rapa (field mustard), 4433 nucleotides long. Its product is annotated as receptor-like protein 15. Gene Ontology annotation, molecular function: protein binding. The record is from RefSeq and is a predicted model, not a curated record. NCBI's taxonomy places the organism in Eukaryota, Viridiplantae, Streptophyta, Magnoliopsida, Brassicales, Brassicaceae.